This is a messenger RNA of Aphanomyces astaci, 504 nucleotides long. RefSeq lists its product as hypothetical. The coding region runs from base 1 to 504 and encodes 167 amino acids. NCBI's taxonomy places the organism in Eukaryota, Oomycota, Saprolegniomycetes, Saprolegniales, Verrucalvaceae. The record is from RefSeq and is a predicted model, not a curated record. The transcript has a single exon.
AUGAUGGCACUGCUUUGUCCAUGCGUGCCGCUGGCGCAGGUCGCGAGUCGAUUCAGCGGGCGCACGGCGUACGUGGUCGUGCUGUGUCUUGGCAUGCUGCUACACAUGUCGUUUGUCGUGUUGGUGUACAUUGCGUGGUGCCACAACCCGAGCCACUGGCCGUCGUUCGUGGAACAGCUGACGUCGCUGUUUAUGAUGCAGCUAAAUGACCUCCCGAUCUACUGCUGGGGUGUCUGGGCGGUCCUUGUCGCCUACCUGCGGUCGUACGGUCGCGCCAAGAUGCAGCUGGCGGGGAACUUUGGCUCGGACUUGGUCGUAGCAUGUUGCUGCACCAGCUGCGCCAUUGCCCAACUCGCCACCCAAGUGGACGUGUACGCCGCCAACGUCCGCCGCGACGACUGCCGCCAGUAUUACUUUGGGCCUCGGGAUGUCUUGCCUCCAUACUUGGCGCUCGAGCCCCGGAAACCAUUGAAGUAUUCGUCUGCUCGGACUGUGGUGGUCUAG